GUUCCUGUGGAAAUCGUUGCUCGAGGUUCUAAGGCCCUCGAAGCUUACCAUCGAGCCAUCGAAGAAGGAAAAACUAGUGUGAAAAGAGUGCCAAUCAUGUUCAUUGGGCAAGGUCAGUCUGGAAAAACAAGUUUAAAGAGAUCACUUAUAGGAGAGGAAUUCAAUCCAGAAGAAUGCAGUACUAUAGGCAUCGAAACAGAUCCUUCCUAUUGUAAAGUAUCAACGGAAGUUUGGAAAAUGGGAGAGGCAACCCACGAAAGAGAUUCAAGCAUGGAGCCAAUCUCUUUUGAAAAACACACAGCUCAAUAUAUUGUUAACAGCCUCGAGAAAAACGAACGAAGAAAAGAACUCAAGCCUAGCCCAUCUCGUUACGACAAUGUACCUGAGAAGAAAGGAGGUCCAUCUUCCUUAAAUAAUAAUUGUGUAUCAUCCGGUGCACCAAAGGUUAAAGCUGUGCCAGAAGAAAUAGCAUCAUUAGUUACCAGGCUACUUCAAGUUGUGCGCGUUGACGAAGACAAAGAUGAAAUCUUUUCAACUUUGUGGGAUUUUGGCGGGCAGUCAGUUUAUUAUUCUAUCCACCCACUUUUUCUAACAAGAGGGGCAAUUUACCUUUUGGUUUAUAAUCUCAACCGAGAUCCAGAGGAGAAGUCUAUAUCUCGAGUAAAGCGAGGAUUAUUCAAGUCUAUCAAAGACGUUCUUUCUAAGAAGAGUAAUAUGGAUUAUCUCAACUUUUGGAUGUCCUCAGUUUCUAGUUUGGUUCCAAACAGUGAGAAGCCUCACGAAACCCCUUCAACUUCCAUGCAACCAGAACUUCUGCAGCCCCCAGUUAUUCUGGUCUUUACCCAUGCUGACAAGCCUCACAAAGGUGCAGAUCCUGAAGAGCUUGCAAGAGAGAUUUUUGGAAAUUUGAAGGAAAAAAGUUAUGGUAAACAAAUUGUGGACUUCUUUGUCGUAGACAACACUAAGUCUGGGAGUAAGGAAGAAUGUGAAGGGGUUAUUCGUUUGAGAAAAGGGGUGCUGGACACUGCCAAGAAGCUGCCUCAGCUGAAAGAGGUUAUUCCAAUCAAAUGGCUGAAGUUUGAAAAGGCUGUAAAAGAGACGGUUGAGCACGGAAGCAAAUGGAUUUACGUCGAAGAUGCGAAAAGAAUUGCACUUGAGGUAUGCGGAAUUUCCACUAAAGAGCAGUUUCCAACUAUGUUGAACCUCCUACACGACCAGAGAAUUUUGAUUCAUUUUGACGACACCCGAGAGUUAAACAAAAUCGUUAUUUUGGAUCCACUGUGGUUGAUAGACGUCUUCAAGGAGGUGAUUACUAUUCCGCCCUUCAAGAAGAGUAAAAAGGAACAUACAGAACAGUGGAAAAAGCUUGAGAAAAGGGGAAUCUUGGAAAAGCGACUCUUAGAAGACUUGUGGGAUCCCCUUCUUGACACCCGAGAAAAUUUUGACGUCGACAGUCUUAUCAACAUGAUGGAGAAAUUUGGUUUGUUAUGCCCUUGGCCGUCGUCUGACGAGAGUGGGUCACCCAGUGAGUAUCUUGUACCUUCUAUGUUGAUGUCUCCCCCGAAGAAUGUCACCGAUUUGUUUUCGUCUGCGGGUAUUCCAUCCCUUUUUGUGAAGUUUAAAUCGGGUCAAUUGCCAAUUGGACUGUUUCCUCGCCUAGUUCUGAUGGUCAUGCAAUGGUGCACACGGGAAGGUCUCAACCAAGAGCACCCUAAACUGUAUCACAAUUUCGUCAGGUUUUACACACACCCAGCUAAAGGCAUCUCUCUGAUCCUUCUCUGCCGUUCCUCUUUCAUUGAAGUUGUCGUUCAUCAUGGGAAGUGAAAGGCAGGGGCUUCCGAGAAUGAAAAGAUGAAUCUACCAUCUGUACUUAGCCAAGACACUCACCAAGUAGAGUUUGCUCGUAUUGUGUGCCGACAACUGGAACUGAUUCUCGAAUGCAUGCGGAGGGAGUUUCAUUGGUUAAAGAACAUGGCUUACGAAAUGUCAGUUUGCUGUCCAAUUUGUUGCACAAGAAAGACAGUGAAAUAUUGUGACACCCAUUAUGUAAGUGGCUGCAAGGAGGAAGAAUGUCUACACUUCUGGUCAGAGUCACAGUUGCAUGAUUGUAAAAUGCCUGUUGUAUGCACCAGGCGUGUAGAUGCUGGAGAAUACAGGGUUGCACUUGAGCCCUUCGCAUCAUGGUUUCCAUUUUUGCAUAAAACGGUAAGUUAAAAUUUUGUCAGUGUUCAAUAAGAGUUACUCAUUUUCAUACCAUUGCCUAUCAUCGAUUAAUAAUUGUUGCCUAAGCGCGAUUGGUCUAUUCACAUGACGUGACCGAUUAUUUCCUUGUUAAAACUGGGGAUACCCGAGGAUAUAACCCAAUUUUCAAACCUCACGUCUACUAGGAAAAGUCUUCGUUAAAAUUUAAUUAAAGAUGAGAGAGGGUUUUUUGGUUGUUACAGAAGAAAUGGAUGUUGUUGUGUAAAUCAUCCACAUCCACGUACCAGAGAACACUGAAAAGUGAAUAUAUGUCUCACGCAGUAAACGGUGAGCUGUUCAUUAACGUGUUUUUCCUACGCGCAGGAUAAUAAACACAAUAGCCUCCAUUUGUCCAACGGCAAAGAACGUGCAAAUUUUCGCGCCAGAUGCAGGCUACUGUUUAUUCAUUGUAUCGAAUGUACCAGGAAGGUGAUUUCAGUGCCAUACUUUAAGGCAGACGUCUUUAGAGAAAAUAUCUACUUUCAACUAAAUCUCAAUAUUUGUGACUUUCAAAGUUUUACUUGUAAAAAUGUCAUUUCACUAUUAUAACGAUCCCUUCGUGGGAAGGAAAGUAGUAAAGGAUACCGCUAAACCUAAAAAACCAAACUGCGUGUAUUAUCAACGAUAGAAUGCGAGAAAAAGUACAACAAUAACUUAAACAGAGACGAGUUAUUGACAUAAUAAUUAUGAAAUCAACAGGGAGUCACUGGCGAGGGCAACCAGGAAUCAGCUUUACCUUAUAUACGGAAGGUUAGUUUCUGCAUGUAGACUUUGUAGUUACUGAGCGGUUCUCCAAACGAUGCAUUAGCCAUAAAUUUGUGCCACACGAACGAGAGAGUGUUUCUUACGGUCCCUUGGUUCCGCUUUGUCAUUGUUAUGCAUAUUUCGUCUGUGUCAUUUCAUCAGGUAAAUUUUAUCGAACGUUAAAGUCGUGUUAAACCGGGUUUGAGAUGUAAUUAAAGUCGGAGUGCAUUUCCUUGUUAAAACGCAAUACAGGAGCAUGUUUCCAUUUCGUAAGGUGAAUUGGAAGAAGAAAAAUUGAAACUUUAAGUUUAUGAAGCGGAAUAACAGUUACACAGUUUUAGGUGUUAAUCCCGUUGAAGCCUGUUUUUGUUGGACUUAAUUUUCGCACCCACUUAUGUUGCACAUUAUAUGUAUGAGCUUAUUAUUCUUGUAUUGAUGAAUAUCUUUUUUAAACCCGUGUUAUUUAUAUUUCAAACCAAGCGCUUAAGAUGAAACUGAACAGCGAAAAUCAUUGAACUGAGUCCUUUACUUCAUCGAUAUUUUUAGGGGAAGGCGAACAAGCCCUUGUCCUCUUCGAUGGGCUGGUUCAGGCCCUUCAGUUGAGGACAUGCGUAGCAGACGGUGUUGUCGCUCUAUUUCACGAAAGUUUAUCAUUGGACCUAGCAUCUCUAGAACAGCCAGACCCAGAGACAAAGCACCAAAUUCGCUGCAUUUGUUUAAAAGCCAAAUCUACAGAUAGACUUGAUGUUGUAAAACGGUUACGACAGAUAACACCUGCUGGUACAACAGGUAUGAUGGUUUGAAUUCUGCUGAAUUCAGACAGCUGGAGAGAAUAAUUCUAUCGAAUCACAUUGUCGAAAAACCAGACGAUUCAUUACAAGUCAUUCGACGGUGAUUUGUAAACAGCCAAGUGGUUGGCAUUCCUUUAAGUGAUCGAUAUUUUUUCCACUCUAACUUAAUGUUUCCUCUGCUCCAUUUGUGUAUCGCUUUAGAGAAUUAUCCGUGACAUUUAAAUAAAAGCGAGAUUGAUUUAAUUGGCGUCUCAUUUUAUUCCAAAGAAGUAUUUUCUCUUUACUACUUAGGUCCUUUGUUACCUGAAGCUUGUGACGUGGCCAAUAUUCCUAUUAGACAGAGAGAGAAUCUGACGAUUCAUUUGAGCGGUAAGUACUAA
This is a messenger RNA of Pocillopora meandrina, 4156 nucleotides long. Lineage: Eukaryota; Metazoa; Cnidaria; Anthozoa; Scleractinia; Pocilloporidae. The record is from the annotation of a GenBank genome assembly.